CCUCUGUAGGGAAGAUGAGACAAUUAGGCUUUCUCGCCUGAGGGCCACGAGGAGCCAGAUUAUUUUGAGUGAGGAUGAUUAGUCAGGCAGGUGUCCGUGCUUUCUUAAGUAAUGGUCAUUAGGCGUGAUUCAGAGCUCCUGUUGUUCUGGCCACUACUUAAGGCUUUCCACCCGGGGGGACGCUUCGGCGCUUGCUCACCUGUCCCCGGCAAGCUGCCUGCAGGGCGCCCCAAGGGUCUGUCCGAAUCCCGUGUGAACCUUCCCGCCUCAAACCCUAGCAGUACAGAUUCCAUUUCAGGUAUGAAUUCUGCCCACACUGGUUCUAACUGACCUACUUUAGCCUCACCUUCUCUUUUGUCUCCACCCUGUUGAACAAGACAGCAGCUACCCAGGGAUAGUGAAGUCUCCAGCUGGAUGAUUCAUCCCACCACUUAAAACCUCAAAACGUUGGCCCACACAGUCUUACUGGCCUUGCCUCAUUUUAGGAUUUGGAUUUCAGGUAGAAGCCGCCACUAAAGAUGUCCAGCAAAGCUGCGAGCACCAACAGCACGGCCCAGGCGCGAAGGACCGUGCAGCAGCUGAGGCUGGAAGCCUCCAUCGAGAGGAUCAAGGUUUCGAAAGCAUCAGCGGACCUCAUGUCAUACUGUGAGGAACACGCCAGGAGUGACCCUUUGCUGAUAGGGAUACCAACUUCAGAAAACCCUUUCAAGGAUAAAAAAACUUGCACCAUCUUAUAAUGGAAGGGUGACACGCUUCCUCGCCUCUUCUCCACAAAGCCAAGGACGAGAAGCUCCUUGAAGAGAUUUACCUUCAGCUUAUUUGGUAACCACUGCUCAUAACUAAAAUGCUCUUAACUUGGAACAAUGGACUCUGAGGUCUUUAUUUUCCAAGUUGCUCUUCAUUUAAAAUGCCCUAUACACAAUAACAAUCUUGUUUUCCAUUUGUUAACUGUGGUGUUAUGUUGGGUUACUGUUUAAGGAAAGUUGAUCUGGGCCUGUUUUAAAACACACACUUUAAAUAUACAGUUGGUGCAGCUGUGUCAAGACCUAAAUGGCUUAAGCACCUGUCAAAUUAAAAUGCCAAGAAUAACUUAAAUCCUGAAACCCUGUAUCAUAUGUUCCUAAUAAAGUUGUGCCAACCUGUACAGUAUACUAAGGACGGGGGUAUUUUGUGUGUAUAUAAGUCUCUGUGUAUACACAUAGCAAAGCUGGUUGCUUAAAAGUCUUCCCUCUCUGUAAUCCAUCAGUUUCUCAGUUCCAGAAGUUAUCUUUAUCUUGAACUGUGAAUAGAGAAAAUAAAAAUGUCUUUCAUAGUUAGUGUACAAAAAGUAAAGAGCACCCAAAACGUAUUUGUUGUGAUCAAGUAGUACAGUCAUCUGUCCUCUCCUCGAAUCCUGCUGGACCUCUUAGGCUGUGAUGAACUGUGCCAAUUAAAAAUUUUAAACUGAACUGAAAGCCGUUCGGUAAUACAUGGUAUUAAUUCACAAGGAGCCUUUUGGGCAUCAGUGGCAGAAUCAAGGGAAGGGGAGGAGACUGGUGGGAGGAUCCCAUGCAGCUGUGCUCCCAGGCUCAUGUUCCCUACUGGAUUAGGGACAGACACCUGGAAUGUCCACCCGAUGAUUGGAAUGAGGUGAAGUAACAGGAGCCGGCACGAGGAGCAGGAAUGUGUGGUCAGCACAUGCUCCCUCUCUCUGCCUUCAGAUGCUACAGCAUCCCUGUGCAGAAACAGUAACGUUCCCCUCCCCAACCUCAGGUGGGUGGAGAACCGUGGAAAGGAAACCUACAAAAAGUCUAAGACUAUCAAGAUUCUCAGUCUUCUCGGGGGUCUGCAGCUUCAUCCCUGUCUUGUGCAAGACAGGUGCAGUUGGCUGGGGAGAGGUGCAGAUUCUGUGGUGCCCUGCUUGGGGCCCAAAGUGUCCAGCCCAUAGGUAUCUGACUCCUUGAUUUUCCCCAGGGAAUGAAUAUAUCCCUCACAGCCUUGGGGUUUACAGUAGGGGAUCCCAAAAGAAGAAAUUUCCUGUGGCCAAGAGGACAUCUUGACUUUAUCGGAGAGGAAGAGGCUCCUACUUUUAAAUGCUUAAUUAGGGAAGCACAUAAAUGCUAAACCACAUACAAAGCUUUUAAUGUUUUAAUCAUUCUCACUUCACUAAAAAUAAAGGGUUUAACCCAAGAAGGAAUUAUUUACAACAGCUUCCCUAGAUUUAUGCCAUCUGCUCUGCGGCUCAGGCCCCUUUAGGAUCUGAUAUCUGGGCUGUGAGUGGUCCGCCCACUGAGGGUUAACAGGUGCAGCACUGUCUUCAAACUGUUCACAGCAGCAUUCAGGUUCCUCCAAGUCUGUCUUGUCAGCGUGGUGAUUGGCCCUCACUUUCCAAGACCGUGUGAAAAAUCAGGGCACUGCCCUUGACCUGUGUCCUCAGCUCGGUUCUGCACUCUGCCUGGGUUUCAAAAACGUGAUCGAUACCUAUUUGGGGAAAGAUAAAGGUUGUACGUUUCAAAGGGUGAAAUUUGAUAUGUACACUAAGAACUUUACAUUUAUUGCUUCACCUAAUGAGACAUUAUAUUUUUCUACAGAUAGUUUCAAAAUGCUAGCCUUUUCACUGAUUAUCAUGUUUCUUUAAACAUUUAUACUACAGCUUAUUACAAAAGGUUUUCAUGAAAUUCUAUUAUGCUGUUAUCUCCAUGUUGAUAGUAAACGUAGUUUAUUUAGUACUAAAAUAUGCUCUUUAAUAGUAAAUAUGUUUUGCCAUAUGUUAAUUUGCUUGUGGUGGUGAGCAGUAGAUUUGGGGUUCUAAGAUUUUAUUUUCCGGGGUCAGAUAUGAUAAAGGUUAUGUUAUAUGCCGUGUAACUUCCUCACCAGGUAUAGGCCAUGUUCACUUAAAAAAGGAUGCUGGAUCCAAGAGAAGAAAAACUGUAGCUAAAUAUUGAUUUACUUAUAACUAGGCAUCUAUCGAAGAAAAAGUCAGUUUUAUUUAUCAGGCUUUAUUCUAGUUACGAAGCCACAGUUUGUGUCUGCAGCAGCUGGUUUAUGAUGAUAAAUGCCCAGUGUGUGUUUUCCCACCUACCACUACAAUGACUUUCUCAUGCGUACAGGCAACUUCUGGGCUUCAUUUCAUGAACUAUUUAAAUAUGUUCAGAAUACUUUGUCUUUAAUGCUGCUUCUGUUAGCAGUGAUCUUUUCUAUUUUCAUUGUGAUACUUCAUAAAUCUAUCCAGGCCACAGGACCAUGGCAAGAUUUCAUGACUACAAAAUAUUUUACAGAAACACAUUUUUUUAACAGGGAAAUAUUUUAUAUACUGGGUGGUUCACAAGCUAUCGGUUGCAGCUAUUUUUUCUCUAAAAAAAGGUUUUUAAAUUAUU
Nycticebus coucang (slow loris) is the source of this 3356-nucleotide messenger RNA. It is a transcript of the gene GNG12, whose product is annotated as G protein subunit gamma 12. Gene Ontology annotation, cellular component: heterotrimeric G-protein complex. The record is from RefSeq and is a predicted model, not a curated record. The transcript has 5 exons. Bases 519 to 737 code for a protein of 72 amino acids. Lineage: Eukaryota; Metazoa; Chordata; Mammalia; Primates; Lorisidae. Gene Ontology annotation, biological process: G protein-coupled receptor signaling pathway. Gene Ontology annotation, molecular function: G-protein beta-subunit binding.